AUGGCCGAGGACAAGUUCAAUAAGACGACGGAUUUCCAGACGGCAGAGCUGUCGCCUGGCCAAUUUGAGAAUAUUCUGAACUUCCGGGAUGUGGGGAAGACCAUCAAUGGGUUUUUAGGCGAAAAAGAACGCCUGCGCGAUGAAUACGGUAUCAAGACUAUCAUUGAUCUAAGAACAGUUACCGAGCACGCAAAUCAAGCAAAGAAGCGCGAAGGCGACUUGCAGAUACCAGCAUUGGUCAAAUCGAACGCAGCUCUAGCAGAACCUCUUAAGAUUCCCUGUAUGAAUUACCUCGAAAUCAACAUCAAUGGCAAAGGUUUCGAACGAAGCCUGCUCUGGAAACUCUCAUACUGGAGUUUCACGAAACUCAUCGUCCUAAUGAUCUUUGGGUACCGCAUGCAAGCAAUUAGUAUCUUGGGCCGAGAAGUCAUGCAACCCCGCGGUCUGGUGGGGUUGGGCUUCGAUUCUAUCGAUUACUGCGGGCCUGAAAUCGCCGACGCCCUGAGAGAAUUUUCCAACCCCACCAACGCACCAAUUCUGACCCACUGCACUCAAGGCAAAGAUCGCACUGGUCUCCUCAUCGCUCUUAUUCUCUUCCUAAUGCAAAUCCCCAUCCCAGCCAUCACCCAUGACUACAUCCUUUCUGAAACCGAACUCUUUCCAGAAAGGGAAAGUAGGUUGGUUGAGAUCAGAAGUAUCGGGCUCACGGAUGACUUUGCUGGGUGUCCGAAGGAAUGGGUUGAAGAGAUGGAGAAACAUCUAAAGGAGAAGUAUGGGGAUGUCGGGCAAUAUUGCCGAGGGAUAGGAUUUACGAAGGUGGAUGAGGAGAGGUUGAUUAGUGGGCUGACAGGCAGAACUAAUUAG
Messenger RNA from Lachnellula hyalina, 864 nucleotides. RefSeq lists its product as uncharacterized. Gene Ontology annotation, molecular function: phosphoprotein phosphatase activity. The record is from RefSeq and is a predicted model, not a curated record. Gene Ontology annotation, biological process: dephosphorylation. The transcript has 5 exons. Bases 1 to 864 code for a protein of 287 amino acids. Lineage: Eukaryota; Fungi; Ascomycota; Leotiomycetes; Helotiales; Lachnaceae.